Colletotrichum scovillei is the source of this 1704-nucleotide messenger RNA. RefSeq names its product sodium hydrogen exchanger family protein. Gene Ontology annotation, molecular function: sodium:proton antiporter activity. Gene Ontology annotation, biological process: proton export across plasma membrane; sodium ion export across plasma membrane; regulation of membrane potential. Gene Ontology annotation, cellular component: plasma membrane. The record is from RefSeq and is a predicted model, not a curated record. The transcript is spliced from 7 exons. NCBI's taxonomy places the organism in Eukaryota, Fungi, Ascomycota, Sordariomycetes, Glomerellales, Glomerellaceae. Bases 1 to 1704 code for a protein of 567 amino acids.
AUGCCUACGUUUGAUCCCAGCGAAUUGAAUGUUGUUCUCGCUGUCUUUGGCGCGUUCAUCAUUCUAUUUGGUAUCAUAUCCGUCAAGAUAAAAAAUGUGUGGUACUUAGGCGAGGCCUUACCGGCCGUAGUGUUGGGCAUAUGCCUGGGCCCUAUAGCUGCUAGGUUCAUCGACAGCGAGAGGUGGGGGUCAGCUGUGGAGGGGCAGACCCAAGAUAUCACUCUCGGGCUCACAAGAGUGAUGAUUGGCAUUCAGCUGGUCAUGGCUGGCUAUCAACUCCCAGCAAAGUACCAAAAGACUAAAUGGAAGGAGAUGGCAAUUUUAAUGUUACCCAUCAUGACACUGAUGUGGGUGGCGACGACAGGCUGUAUCCUGGCAACCAUUCCCAAGUUGACAUUUCUGGGUGCUGGGGUCAUCGCUGCCUGCGUGACCUCGACGGAUCCAGUCCUGUCACAAGCCGUUGCCAAGGGACCUUUUGCCGACAAGUUCGUUCGGCGCUCUUUGCGUGAAAUCAUCUCUUCCGAGAGUGGCGCAAAUGACGGCUUCGGUUUCCCGAUAUUGAUGCUGACAACUCGUGAGCUUCUUCCGAGAGCCGGUGACGUCGCCCGCCAAGGCGGAGGCGUUGGUGUUGCUCUGCUGAAUUGGCUGCUGGAGACAUGGCUUUACUUUGUGCUCAUGAGUAUAGCCUACGGAAUCAUCAUGGGAACACUGAUCAGGCUUGCACUCAAGUAUUCUGUCAGAAAAAAGUGGAUCGAUUCCGAAAGCUACGUCUUAGUGCCAACAGCGAUUGGUCUCUUCAUGAUGGGUACUUCAGGAGCCAUCGGAACUGACGAUCUGCUAUCUUGCUUCGUCGCUGGCAGUGCACUCAACUGGGAUGGUGAGUACCUUGCAGAGGCACAGAAGCGGCACGACGAAGUCAACGCCAGCAUCGACGUUCUUCUCAACUUUGGCGGCUUCAUAUAUCUCGGAACCAUCAUCCCAUGGAGCGACUUCAGCUCGGACAUCACCGGCAUCAGUCUCGGCCGGCUCUUUGCCCUAGGCGCACUUGUUCUCGUAUUCCGCCGCAUCCCCGCCGUGCUUCUCACGUACAAGCUCAUGCCAAACACCAUCAAAGACUGGAAAGAAGCAUUGUUUAUGGGUUACUUUGGUCCUAUUGGCGUUGGUGCUGCCUUCUACGUCGAGCAUGCGCGUCACCUCUUCCCUAAACUUGCCGAGGCCGAGGGUGACAGUGAGGUAGUUGACAUGCUUCGGGCUAUUGGUCCCGUUGUGUAUUGGCUUGCACUCUUCUCGAUUAUAGUCCACGGAGUCUCUAUCCCUAUCCUCAAUGUCAUUUAUGGGUUCAUGGGCGUUCAACCGGUCCAGGAAGAUGCCGUGGCAAUUCGACGCCGAUCUGUUCGCGUCCCUCCUCCAUCGAAUGCGGUCGAGGGCUACAAGGAGACCUUCAUUGCCUUCAACCGUUUCUCUCGGCCGAAUUUGUCGCAGGAAACACUGCCGCAUAUGGAGGAUGACGGCUCAUCCGUGGGAGAUGAGAAGGUUCUACACCCUGACCUCGAAUCCGGCCUCCAGGAAGCUAGGCAAAAUGCAGGAUUAUCACCACGGAGAAGCUUCAGUCUCCCACGCCUUAGUGCACCUCGCAGCUUCAGUCUACCCCGGACAAGUAUGGGUCAACUGAAAUGGGAACAACCACAUGUCACACAGGGAUAG